UAGGCAGAACAUAAAGCCAGUAUAGAGUGGAGAAAUGAAUUGCACAAGUUUUUGUUAUAACUCAGUAUUGCAAAGAGUUUAGCCCAAAUCAUUAGAUGCCCAUUUGAAGAAGCCCAUCAAUUGUUCAAAUUCCAGAACAUUUGAAAAGCAACUUACAUGACCGUUAAGAGUCAUCCCAAUUACUUUUGGCGCCAUGAGAUGGAUCGCAUGAAGUUAGUGUUACGCCUCCUCGACAGAGCCCAAUCUCUCAAACCCUUAAAAUCUAUCCACGCCCGUCUUCUAGUCGACGGCUCUAUCGCCUCAUCUGACCUAGUCCUCAACAAGUUUCUGAGGCUCUAUGCACGGUUUGGUUCCAUCCAAUAUGCUGACAAGUUGUUUGAUCAAAUUCCCCAACCAAAUGCGUUUCUUUGGACAGCUUUGAUUCAUGGGUAUAUUGAGAAUCGAAACUACCAGGAAGCUUUGUCUUUGUUUUGUCAUAUGUGUAAAAAGUCUGUUUUGCCCUUGAAUUUUACCUUGGCAUCGGUUCUCAAGGGUUUAGCCAGGUUGAUGAGGGUUAUAGAUGGGGAAGCGGUUUAUGGCUUGGGGUUAAAAUGUGGGCUUGGUUUUGAUUUGAUUGUGCAAAACGCGGUGAUUGAUUUGUUCAUGAGAUGUGGCGAAGUAGAUUUGGCGAGACGGGUAUUCGAUGAAAUGGAGGAAAAAGAUUUGGUUUCUUGGAAUUCGAUGAUUUUGGGGUAUGGGAGUAACGGCAGAGUGGAUGUUGCGCGGGAGACUUUUGAUGAGAUGUCUGAAAGGAAUGUGAUUUCUUGGACGAGUAUGAUUCAGGGAUACAUUAAGGCUAGGGAUAUGGAAGAGGCUAGGAUUCUUUUUGACAGAAUGAGUGCCAAAGACUUAGCAUCAUGGAAUGUGAUGGUUUCUGGCUAUAUGGAUGUUGGUGAUCUUGGUUCUGCUCAGUCUAUUUUUGAAGCAAUGCCAGUUCGAGAUGCUGGGACUUGGAAUCUGAUGAUUGCUGGGUAUUGUAAAGUGGGGGAGAUGGAAAUUGCGAAAGAUUUUCUUGACAAAAUGCCACGUAAAAAUAUUGCAUCAUGGACCAUAAUGAUAGAUGGCUAUGUUAAGGCAGGGGAUGUCACUAGUGGAAGAUGUUUGUUUGAUCAGAUGCCUGAGAAGAAUCUGGUAUCUUGGUCUACCAUGAUUGGAGGCUAUGCUAGAAAUGGGCAGCCUUGUGAUGCUUUGGAAUUGUAUAAACAGUUUAAAAAACAAGGUAUUAAGCCAGAUGAAGUGCUUGUGUUAGGAAUCAUUUCAGCUUGCUCACAGUUAGGAAUUUUGGAUGCAGCUGAAUCAAUUAUUAAUGACUUUACAGGACCCUUCCUUUUUUCUAGUUUACGAAUUGUCACUAGUUUAAUUGACAUGUAUGCAAAAUGUGGAUGCAUUGACAAGGCUGUUCAAGUUUUCAAGAUGGCUUAUCAAAAAGAUUUGCUUUGUUAUAGCACAAUGAUCACAGCGUUCGCAAAUCAUGGCAUGGCUCAAGAUGCCAUAUCUUUGUUUGACGACAUGCAGAGGACAAAUAUAAGACCUGAUGGAGUUGCAUUUCUUGGGGUUUUGACUGCUUGUAACCAUGGGAGACUUGUUAGUGAGGGCAGGAGGUAUUUUAAACAAAUGCUGGAAGAACACAGAAUUCAACCCUCGGAAAAACAUUAUGCAUGUAUUGUUGACCUUCUUGGUCGAGCUGGGUGCCUUGAAGAGGCAUAUAACCUUAUAAGAAACAUGCCUAUUUUACCUGGUGCAGUUGUUUGGGGAGCUUUGCUCGCUGCUUGUAGGGUCCAUUGUGAUGUACAAUUAGCUGAAAUUGCUGCAGAUGAGUUAUUUAAGAUUGAGCCAGAUAAUUCUGGCAAUUAUAUUCUCUUGUCUAAUACUUAUGCUGCUGCCAGAAGGUGGGAUGGUGUUGCUAGAAUGAGAGCAAUGAUUAGGAAGAACCAAGUUAGGAAGAAUAGAGCUUCUAGCUGGAUUGAGUUGGGAUGUGUAGUCCAUGAGUUUGUCAUGGGAGAUGCUUUGCAUAUUGAUUCAGAAAGAAUAUAUUUUACCUUAUAUCUGAUCAGUGAAGAUAUGAAACUUUUGGGAUUUUUAAGAGAUUCAAGAAAGGAAGAAGUAUUGCCAUCCCAUGCUUUCUGGCUUUCUGAUGUGUACUCAUAUAACAUUUUGGGAGAUGGCUGAUCACAAGAAAUUUUUCAGAAAAUGAUUGUUAUUCUUUCGCAAAAGAUCACUCUUCUUUGUUAUAGGACAUUGUCAACUGCUCCGUCAACAUUUGCAGCCUGUGAGAAUGUAAUGCAUUGCUCAUAUUUUUAUUUGGUUUUACAAAUCAGGAUGAAAACAAUUCGAGGAAUGCAUAACAUGAUUAAAACACUCUUUUUCUUUGGUGGAUGGACCUAUUAUUCAAGAAUCCAGGUGCCAAGGAAACAAAAUUCAGGGAUCCACCAGUAAGCUUUAUGAUAUCUUUUGGAAAUUUUUACAUCUUUUGCUAUCAAGUUGUACCUUCAACUUGUAACUUUAUGAGGCAAAGCACCAUAAAGUUGUGGCCAAGAUGCGAGUGCCACUAUUUUUUGUCCCAAAAGUUGAUGUCUAUAAGGUAAAAACCUGGUGUCCUGUAUGCUGCAAUUUUGAAUGAGCCGGUUGAAAAAGAAAAGGUGUAAUUAUGUAGCCAUCCAGAGUAAUUGGCUUAAGGUUUGGGUUUGAGAAUCAGAAAAUUAUAUCUUACUAUAUCACCAUUGCAUCAUGUAUCCUUGUCUCUGUUUGAUUUCAUAAUGGUAUGAAAAAUAUGGGAACUUAAAAGUCAGUGUCAAGUUCUCCUGUAUAUGCAGUUAUCUCGUCCAUUUGACUUGUUGAACCCACAGCAAAUAGAGUAUCAUACCAAGAUGAAA
This is a messenger RNA of Theobroma umbraticum, 2912 nucleotides long. RefSeq names its product pentatricopeptide repeat-containing protein At5g15300-like. NCBI's taxonomy places the organism in Eukaryota, Viridiplantae, Streptophyta, Magnoliopsida, Malvales, Malvaceae. The record is from RefSeq and is a predicted model, not a curated record. Gene Ontology annotation, molecular function: protein binding; RNA binding. Gene Ontology annotation, biological process: RNA modification.